Molecule: messenger RNA, 4366 nt
Organism: Sus scrofa (pig)
Lineage: Eukaryota; Metazoa; Chordata; Mammalia; Artiodactyla; Suidae
Gene: SRC
Product: SRC proto-oncogene, non-receptor tyrosine kinase
Biological process (GO): protein phosphorylation
Molecular function (GO): protein tyrosine kinase activity; protein binding; ATP binding
Source: RefSeq, a predicted model, not a curated record
GGUUGGGGGGCGGGGGUGGCCCGCGCCUGGGUCUAUCCCAGGUCACCGGCGGGGAAUCCGUCCCGGCGCGCUUCCUCCUUCCUCCUCCUCCCGGCGGCCUGCCGGGCCCCUCCUCCCUGCUCGCGCGCUCCCUCCCUCCUCUUCCCCUCCCUGAGCCGCCGCCUCCUCCUCCUCCUCCUCCUCCUCCUCCCUCUCCCUUUCUCUCUCGAUCUGUCUCUCCCGGCCGGGAAUCCAUUCCGGCCUGGGAGCCGGAGCGGCCUGGCCGCCGUGUGCCCGAACCCUUGGCCGUCCGGAGGUCCUUCCUCCCGUGCGUCUGCCUGCCGGUGCGUCCGCCUGUCCGCUGGCCCAGAACAGAGGCUCAGAGGUAAAGUGACUUGUUCAGCUAUGAGAGAGAGCAUCAGGAUCUGAACCAGAUGAGGACCUGAGGCCCAGAGAGGGGAAGUGACUUGCCCAAGGUCACCCAGCAGGGAGAGGUGGAGCAGGUCCUCUAGUGCAAGACCCUUGACUCCAUACCUGGUGUUUGUGCUGAGACCUCGGGCUACUUCCCAGGUCCUCUGGGAGAGCCCCUGCCUUCCACCAGCAGAACCAUGGGCAGCAACAAGAGCAAGCCCAAGGACGCCAGCCAGCGGCGCCGCAGCCUGGAGCCUGCCGAGAACACCCACGGCGGCGGGGGCGGCGGCGGCGGUGGCGGUGGUGCCUUUCCCACCUCACAGACCCCCAGCAAGCCAGCCUCCGCGGAUGGUCAUCGAGGCCCCAGCACGGCCUUCGCCCCUGCGGCCGCCGAGCCCAAGCUGUUUGGUGGCUUCAACUCCUCGGACACUGUCACCUCCCCGCAGAGGGCGGGGCCCCUGGCUGGCGGGGUGACCACCUUUGUAGCCCUCUAUGACUAUGAGUCACGGACAGAGACUGACCUGUCUUUCAAGAAAGGGGAACGGCUCCAGAUUGUCAACAACACGAGGAAGGUGGAUGUCAGCCAGACCUGGUUCACAUUCAGAUGGCUGCAAAGAGAGGGAGACUGGUGGCUGGCCCACUCACUCAGCACAGGACAGACGGGCUACAUCCCCAGCAACUACGUGGCACCUUCCGACUCCAUCCAAGCUGAGGAGUGGUACUUUGGCAAGAUCACCAGACGCGAGUCAGAAAGGUUACUGCUCAAUGCGGAGAACCCAAGAGGGACCUUCUUAGUGCGAGAAAGCGAAACCACGAAAGGCGCCUACUGCCUCUCUGUGUCCGACUUCGACAACGCCAAGGGCCUCAAUGUGAAGCACUACAAGAUCCGCAAGCUGGACAGCGGCGGCUUCUACAUCACCUCACGCACCCAGUUCAACAGCCUGCAGCAGCUGGUGGCCUACUACUCCAAACACGCAGAUGGCCUGUGCCACCGCCUCACCACUGUGUGCCCCACGUCCAAGCCGCAGACUCAGGGCCUGGCCAAGGAUGCCUGGGAGAUCCCCCGGGAGUCGCUGCGGCUGGAGGUCAAGCUGGGCCAGGGCUGCUUUGGAGAGGUGUGGAUGGGGACCUGGAAUGGCACCACUAGGGUAGCCAUCAAAACCCUGAAGCCUGGCACGAUGUCUCCGGAGGCCUUCCUGCAGGAGGCCCAGGUCAUGAAGAAACUGAGGCAUGAGAAGCUGGUGCAGCUGUACGCGGUGGUGUCGGAGGAGCCCAUCUACAUCGUCACGGAAUACAUGAGCAAGGGGAGUUUGCUGGACUUUCUCAAGGGUGAGACGGGCAAGUACCUGCGACUGCCUCAGCUGGUGGACAUGGCUGCUCAGAUCGCCUCGGGCAUGGCCUACGUGGAGCGGAUGAACUAUGUCCACCGAGACCUCCGUGCUGCCAACAUCCUGGUUGGAGAGAACCUCGCGUGCAAAGUGGCCGACUUCGGGCUGGCUCGGCUCAUCGAAGACAAUGAGUACACAGCUCGGCAAGGUGCCAAAUUCCCCAUCAAGUGGACGGCUCCAGAAGCUGCCCUCUAUGGCCGGUUCACCAUCAAGUCCGACGUGUGGUCCUUUGGGAUCCUGCUGACGGAGCUCACAACCAAGGGACGGGUGCCCUACCCUGGGAUGGUGAACCGCGAGGUGCUGGACCAGGUGGAGCGGGGCUACCGGAUGCCCUGUCCGCCUGAGUGUCCCGAGUCUCUGCAUGACCUCAUGUGCCAGUGCUGGCGGAAGGACCCGGAGGAACGGCCCACCUUCGAGUACCUGCAGGCCUUCCUGGAGGACUACUUCACGUCCACCGAGCCCCAGUACCAGCCCGGAGAGAACCUAUAGGGUACAGGCUACAGGGCCAGACUGCCUUCUCAGCUUGGAUCCUGGGUUGGGUGGCCCCUGACAUGGGGUCUCGCCUCCCUCUGCCUGCCCGCCAUUGAUCCUCUCUGAGGGGCCAAGGACAAGGCCCCUCCGUCUUUUGUGGCAUGGAAGGGCUUGGGGCCCCGGGCAGCCCUGGGGGCGGGGUCUGAGGCUGGCGCAGUGACUGUGUCCGGGCCUCCGCCCAGCCACCCGCCUUCUCCCUGCACGCCCUCCCUGAGCUCUGCGCAUCUCAGCAGGAGGAACUGGGAAGAAGGGCUGGGGCUGAGGGCGCCCUUUUCUUAGCCUCGCCCUAAUCCACACACUGGCUCCUUCCCACUUCCACGCCUCUCCCAGGUCUGUCUGCAGAGCUGGCCCAAGAGCCUUUCCAAAGAGGAGUGAUGGGCCCCUGGCCCUUGGCCUACCUGCCACCCUACUUGCCGUCCAUUUCUGAAAGACCCGUUGGUGGAGGCCACUGGGUCCAGACCCCUGUGCUGUGGCUCCCAGGCUGGGCGGCCCAAGGCCUAGCUGGACGUGAUGAUGGUGGGUGGGGUGGACCCCCCCAACCCUGCCCUCCUUAGACAUGAGGGAUCCUCAGAGAUCAUCAACUCCUUGUCCCUGUAUUACCCCUGGAGAAACUGAGUCCAGAGAGGGGAUGUGACUUGUCCAAGGCUACAGAGCAGUUCACGGUUGAGGCGGGAUUGGAACCCGGUGCUCCCUCUGUCUUCCUCAGGAACCAGCGAGAUUGUCCUUGGAGGCAUCGUGGACAGACUGGGGCAGCCCAGGAGACAAGGGGCCUGAGGAUGGGUUAGAGAGAGCAGAGAGAUUCGUGUUGCCACUGCUUGCUCAGUGGGGCUGUUGUGGGGGUGGGGAGUGGAGGUGGAUAGAGGGCUGAGCUAGAAAUGAAGGGCGAUGGCUCAAAGAUAAGGAGGCAGAUUUCAAUCAGAAUGUGGGUGGUUUUUUACCUUCAGAGCUAGCCAACCAUGAAAGGGAGUGAGCUCACAGGCUCUGGAGGCAAUCAAGCAGAAGUAGAAGAUCCAAGUGGUUGGGAGGCCUUGGCCUCAGGAAGGAACCCCUGGUCCUCCUUCCCCCAAUUCGUCCUGUGUCAUUUCAAUGCCUGGCCCCUGCUCUUCUCCCCAAGUUGGCACCCCUUAACUCGUGCAUAGGAAAGGAGUGCCUGUGCUGGGAUGAGAGAGGACCGGGGUGUCUAUUAAUGUGCACCAGGUCUGGCCCUGUGCCCUUGGGCAGCCCCUGCUUCCUCUCUGGAUUGCAGUGUCUGUCUCCAUAUGUGGCCAUGGCACUGCCACUGCUCUGCAACUGCUCCACUCCUGUCCAGAUCCUGUGGCCUGGCGCCACGUGGUGAGGCCAGCCCGUGGUAUGAAGGGUUGGUGUUUUGGCCCUAGUUCUGCCGUGCAGCCUUGGGAAUAUCUGGUGGCUUCUCCCCGGGCCUCAGUGUGCCCUUCCUAAAAGGGGCAGCUGACAAUUUGUAGGCAUUGUGCCAAGGGCCCUUGUGUGCGUGUACGUGUGUGUGUGUGCGUGUGCGUGUGUGUGUGUGCGUGUGCUCCAUGUGUGUGUCCAUAUUUAACAUGUAAAAAUGCCCCCUGCUCUGUUCCCCAGACAUGUUGUACAUUUCACCCGCAGCCCCCACCACCCCCAUCAUAGCAAUAACACUCCCGCUGCCAGGGGUUCUCGAGCCAGCCAGGCCCUGCCAGUGGGGAAGGAGGCCAAGCGGUGCCUGCCUAUGAAAUUUCAACUUUUUCUUUCAUACAUGUUUAUUACCCGAGUCUUCUCCUGUCCGCCCUGGUCAAAUCUGGGCUCACUUACCCCGGCGUGAUCUCAAAUGCUGUUCCGACUGCCCAGCACCCUUUGUAUAAGGUGUCCUAAUACGGUCCCUUUUUUUAAAAAAACAGUGUUUUGUAGAUUUCAGAUGACUAUGCAGAGGCCUAGGGGACCCCCCGGCUCUGGGCAGGGCCUGGGGGAGUCCCACAUUCCACAGCCCAGGCCUGGGGGGGGAGGGGGGUUUGGAAUUGGUUGUAAAUACUUUGCAUAUUGUCUGAUUAAACACAAACAGACCUCAGAAUUUG